AUGGACAGUGGCUAUGUGCCGGGAGAGGAGAUCUCCGGCGACAUUCCCGUCACGCGCGUGGCCGUUGCUUGCGCCGUGAUUCUACUUGAGUCGGUCGUGGCGAUUUACCUUGAGCUUGGCAACGCCGAUCAGCUGCUGAUUUCGGGCGUCAGAUGCUAUGUCCAGCUGACGAUCCUUGGUUUCAUCCUCGCGCCGAUUUUCGCCGCUCAGAAUGCCGUGCUGGUCCUGGCCUACGUCUUCCUGUUCAUGGUGGUCGUCUCGGCCAACGAGGCAGCAGCAAGACCCAAGGUCACCUAUCCAGGCAUCUUCUGGAAGGCAGCCAUCAGCCUUGGUUCCGGCCUGCUCUUCAAUGGGUUCGUGCUUCUCUGCAUCGUGGAACCGGAUCCGUGGUACGAUGCACAGUACGUCAUCCCGUUGGCGGGCAUGCUGAUCAACAACUCGCUAACGGGCACAGCGCUGGCCCUGAACGCGAUGAUUGACUACCUCUACACCAACAAAGAGCAGGUGGAGGUGCUGCUGGCUUUUGGAGCUACGCCAUGGGAGGCGGCAUGGCCCGGCUUAGUCAAGAGCGUGCAGGCAGCGCUAAUCCCGGUAAUCAACGGCAUGAACGUGGUUGGCCUGGUUUCCAUUCCCGGCAUGAUGACCGGGCAGAUCUUGGGCGGGGCCUCGCCUAUGAAAGCCGCCAAAUACCAGAUUGUCAUCCUCUUCAUGAUCUCUGGCUGCACAUUUUGGGCUGUUUGCAUGAUCUGCGCCUACACCAUCCAGGCCUUCUUCGACGAGAACGGGCGCCACGACGACAGCGCAGUGGCACCGCAAUCGCGCCUGAACAUCUCCAAAUUGCUGUCUUCUCUGCCAGCCAAAUUGCCGUGUUUCGGAUCCAGGUCCGACGCCAAGAAGGGGGGAAGCGCAUCCCCAACUUCAGCAGAGCAGCCUCUUCUUGCAGAGGCCAGCGAGCCCCUGGACUUGAUCUGCUCCUGGCGGAAGCAGCAGUCUGCAGAGGGAGGAGCCAAAGUGCUUGAUGUCCUCAUGGAAGGGAACGUGGGCAAGCUUCGGCCCCUCAAGGUGCAGUUUCCAGCCUUGGCUGGCGAGGUCUUGUGCAUCAUGGGCCCCAGCGGAGUGGGCAAAAGUACACUGCUGAAGUGGAUCGCCGAUCUCUCGCGGUACGGUAGCGCCAAGAUGGCGGUCGGCACGCGAGACAAAGACACGAUGGCGCCCCAGGAGUGGCGAAGAGAGGUCCUGUACGUCCAUCAGGUCAAAGCACCUUUGCCGGGGACCCCUCGCAAACUCAUCCAGGCCUUGGAGAAGCUCAAAGUUCGGAGUGGACUGCCGGCCUUGGCUGCCGAGCCCCUCGUCUCUCAGAUUGGUUUGGAAGAGAGCAUGCUAGACAGGUCCUGGUCCGAGCUCUCCGGAGGUGAGGGUCAGAGGAUGAUGUUUGCCAUCGCUCUGUCAACGAAUCCCAAGUGUUUGGUCCUGGACGAGCCGACGAGCGCCCUCGAUGAGGCCUCCAAGAUUCUGGUUGAGGAGGUGCUGAAGAAGCGAGGCAGCGAUUCCUGCGUCAUCAUGGCCACGCACGACGGGAAGCAAGCCGAGCGUGUUGGCACCUCUCUGUGGACCUUCACCCAAACCGCGUGA
This is a messenger RNA of Symbiodinium sp. CCMP2592, 1632 nucleotides long. The record is from the annotation of a GenBank genome assembly. Lineage: Eukaryota; Dinophyceae; Suessiales; Symbiodiniaceae.